Molecule: messenger RNA, 2337 nt
Organism: Fusarium tjaetaba
Lineage: Eukaryota; Fungi; Ascomycota; Sordariomycetes; Hypocreales; Nectriaceae
Product: helicase-like transcription factor
Exons: 13
Coding region: 1-2337 (778 amino acids)
Molecular function (GO): ATP binding; ATP-dependent chromatin remodeler activity
Source: RefSeq, a predicted model, not a curated record
AUGGAUGUGGACAACCAAGACGUGGAACGUGCCUAUAAAAGGAUUCGUCUGCAAUCACCGGAGCCCGACAUUAUUUGUGAUAAUGUCGAUGAUUUUCUGUUGUCAGAUUCUGAAUCUCUCCCUCAGCUCCCGUGCGACAACGGGUUCUCGGCCAGCAUCUUAGAACUUACCGAAGAAAACAAAGACGAAGCGAGACUUGAUAUCGAAGGCGAGGCACUGACUCAAGAGACAGCUCGCCAUGUCUGCCUCGGAACGAUAAUCUUGGAGGCCACAUCGUCAUUCUUCAAGGACCGGCAAGAGUCAGAAACCCCAAUCGAUCUGCGAGAGUGUGGAAGUAUCAUCAAGCUAAAUACGGCAGAGACGGGGGAAUACGCGGGCAUCCUUAACGCCUCGUUUCCAUCGGACUUACUACACCGCCCUUCGGUAAAACUCAGCGCUCUGUUGACAGCCCCAGCAUCGCUUCGAGUUGUAAUAUCCAGCUACAUGGAAGAAGCAUCCCAAAUUGGAGACCUACUAUCUAACAACGACCUUUUCCUCCAACAUCCGUCACCCCACGACAUCGAAUACUUUGAGCUGGAGAUGGAAUACUUCAAUCCACAUUACCUCAUUACCCCGGGAUCUCGUAUGCCGCAAUUGGAAGAUCUUGCCAUCGAAUACAACGAGAGUACAUCUAAUUCUUCUCUGGCCUUGGACGAGAAGAAGAAAGGUCAGCUCAUUGGUAUUUUUGAUACAGCGGCUGACCUUUCCAUCCGACCCACAACUGAACCAAGUCUGCGUCUACAGACUCAUCUGAAAGACUAUCAGCUCAAAGCUCUCACUGUGAUGAGUGAGAAGGAGUGCGUCAACCUUGAAAAUCCUCAAUGUCCUUCGCUAUGGGCUGCUGCACGGGAUGCAUCCACUCACGGACACAGGGCCGAUGCUGUGCCUAUUUGUGCUGGAGGUAUUCUUGCUGAUGAGAUGGGGCUUGGGAAAACGCUCUGCAUACUCUCCCUCAUUUGCUGGUCGCUGGACUCGCUAAGGGACACGGAAGCCCAAGGGAUUUGUUCUGAGCCGUCGACAACGUUGGUUGUCAUACCCAAGAGCAUGAUUCCUGGCUGGCAAGCCCAGAUUAAACACCAUAUCAUACCGGGUCAGAUCCGUGUUGCUGUCUAUCAUGGUACUGGUAGGCAGACUCUUGCCAAGGAGUUCCGAAACAAUGAUAUCGUCUUGACAACGUAUCAGACCCUAAGGUCUGACUGGUCUAACAAAGGUCCAUUGUUCACAGAGAAAUGGUUCCGCGUCGUUCUAGAUGAAGCCCAUCGUAUCGGUAACAGGUCAACUCAAGUAUUUCAGGCCGCAUGUGAGCUCCAGUCAUCGAGGCGCUGGUGUCUCACGGGAACUCCUAUCGUCAAUUCCAUCGAUAACUACGGGGCAUUGCUGGCCUUCAUACAGAUGAAGCCUCUCCAUGCCAAGGACAUUUUCGAUCGUUGGAUAUCCCAUCCGAUUCGAGAUAAUCUACAGGAAGGCCUUCGAAAGCUAAGAAUCUUGGUUGAAGCAACGUGUCUCCGCCGGACGAAAUCUAGCAUUUCGCAGGCACUACCGCCUCCGACAAUUCGCGAAGAAAAGGGUGACCUGCAUCCAUAUGACCGCGACCUUUACGAUUUCUUUGAAUCCGAAGCCGCCAAAAGCGCUGCUGACCCUGCCAGCAAUUCAAAGACGGGUAGGGAAAAGAAGAAUAUCCUGUCUCUGAUUCACAAUCUCCGCCGAAUUUGCGAUCAUGGAGAGGACCUCUUACCUACUUCGGACAUUGAAACGUGGAGUAUUGGCUCAUACCUUCAGACACCGCCGUCUGCGAAGGUGAAGAAAUUGAUACACAACAUUCGGUUGGAACAAGCGAACAACUUGGAAGAGGCGGUGACACCACCAGUGAAGAGCGUGGUUUUCAGUUCCUGGACGAGGAUGCUCGAUCUCGUUCAGAAUGCGCUUUUACAGGCUGGUUUCCUAUGCGAGAGGAUUGAUGGCCAGUCCUCCAUCAAACAACGAGAGAAGACGCUGUCUAGAUUUGCAAAUGACCCUUGCUGUACUGUAAUGCUAGCCACCCUCGGGAGUGGCGGGGAAGGCAUUGACCUUACCUCGGCGAAUCAUGUGCAUCUUCUUGAGCCUCAUUGGAACCCCAUGGCCGAAGAGCAAGCGAUUGCACGUGUUCAUCGAAUAGGUCAGCAGCGGCACGUCACUGCUACCAAGUAUAUUACUACCGAUUCAAUCGAGGAGUCUGACGCCGUAGGCUAUAUUGACGAUGAGAUUUCAAAAAAGCUUGAGCAAUGGCUCACUCAGAGACGCUGCGUGCGUGGCGUGUGA